CUUCCUGCUUCACGUUGGUUUCUCGUGACAAAAUCCUAUGACAUUUUGGAUUGUGGAUACAAACACUAGCAGGUGUGCAAUCAUGGCAAGCAACAAAUUCCAAAUCGUGGUACAGGGAGAAGCAUCAGAAACCGAUUCGGAUGAUGAAGUGUACAUCACCUCUGCCCCUCCUGUCCACGCAUCAUCAUCAGGUAUGAAGGUGGCAGGAGAAGCGUCCGAGACUGACAGCGAGGAUGAGGAGGAGAGAGUGCGCAGACUGGCCUUUGAAAGCCAACAGCAGAUGCUCCGCAAAGAUCUCCCUCCUCUCAUCGUGAUCAGAAACACACCUGCGACAGUGUGCGGACAGGAGGACAGAUCGUCGCCUGUGUCCAGACCUGACUCGGGUCGCUUUAACUCAUUACUUCAGCAGAAACUGCUGGAGAGCAAUGCACGACUGUGCACUGACAUCAACCAAAGCCUGAAACAGGUGUAUCAGAACGCGGCCAGGGACAUAAGACAGGCCACCAUUCAUCUCAACAACUCUCAGACAGGCAUCAUCAACGCGUCCCACAGCAUUAGACUCAUUCUAGAGGACCUGAAGUCCGUGUCUGAGAAGAUUGACAUCAUCACGAGCUGUCAUCUGCUGCCGGACAUCACCAUGCCAAACCCUGUAUCUGGACAAUCGUAAUCGAAUGCUUGAGAGUAAGUUGAGACAGCUUUAAAUGACAUAUAUGGGCUUGUUGAAGGUCCAAUAAAAGCCACAAAUUGGAUACAUUUUAAUGAUUUUACUGGAUGCUACAAUGAAGUGGGGAAUCUGUCAGUAGCCCUAUAGUCAUUGACCAACAUGGCCAUGAUUAUUAGUGAUCAGUAAUAAUAUAGAAAUUAGUUUAAUAUGUAAGAAUAUAUAUAUAUAUAUAUAUAAGUUUAAAAAGGUUAUCUUGUCUGUUGUUGUGUAAAGUUUUUUUUUUUUUUUUGCAUAUAGAUUAAAAUAUACAUCUGAUUUAGGGAAUGUAACUAGUCACCAUUUCUUUCUAUUUAUCUUUUAGUUCAUGUAAAUAAUAUAGUUUAAAUAAAAUAAAAAAUAAUUAUUAUUGAAAUAAUAAAUAUUGCUUUAAAGCAAUGUUUAAAGGAAAGCAUAUAUUUAGGGGUUGUGACUAGUCACCAUUUCUAUACAUUUUUAUUUUACCUUUUGGCUUUUUUCCAGUUCACUUACAAUUUCCUGCAGUUAAUUUAAUAAAUAAUAAUUUAGUUAUACUAA
Molecule: messenger RNA, 1237 nt
Organism: Pimephales promelas (fathead minnow)
Lineage: Eukaryota; Metazoa; Chordata; Actinopteri; Cypriniformes; Leuciscidae
Gene: bloc1s3
Product: biogenesis of lysosomal organelles complex 1 subunit 3
Cellular component (GO): BLOC-1 complex
Source: RefSeq, a predicted model, not a curated record